GCCUAUGAGAAGCGUUUCCCCACCUGCCCAGAGAUCCCAGUCUUCCUGGGGAGUGAGAUCCUGCACGAAUCCAGGAGUGAUGAUGGAGCCAUCCACGUCAUUGAGCGGAGCUGCAAGCUGAACGUGGAUGCUCCCAGGCUGCUGAAGAAGAUUGCAGGGGUAGAGUAUGUUUUCUUCAUCCAGAAGAACACAGUGAACUGGAAGGAGCGGACUCUCCGCAUCGAGGCCCACAACGAGACCUUUGCCAACAGGGUGGUUGUCCUGGAGACGUGUAGCUACUCUGUUCACCCUGAGAACGAGGAGUGGACUUGCUUUGAACAGUCUGCCUCUCUGGACAUCAAGUCCUUUUUUGGCUUUGAGAGCACGGUGGAGAAGAUUGCCAUGAAGCAGUACACUUCAAACAUCAAGAGGGGCAAGGAGGUGAUUGAGCACUACCUGAAGGAGCUGAUCUCCCAGGGGAUCACCUUCAUCCCCCGCUGGGCUCCUCCCACAGCCUCUGGACAGCAGGAGGAGCAGCCCCCGGCCCUUGGGCACACUGCUGACCUGCCACUGGACUCUGGGGCUGCUGGCAACACCAAGGAGCAGACUGGCAGCUCCUGCCCUCCAGCAGAAGCUGUCAGCCCUGAUGCUGACAAGUUGGACGCCGAUUACAUCGAGCGCUAUCUGGGCCAGCUGACUCCCCUGCAGGAGAGCUGCUUGAUCCGCCUCCGCCAGUGGCUGCAGGAGACACACAAGGGCAAGAUCCCCAAAGAUGAACACAUCCUUCGGUUCCUGCGGGCGCGGGACUUCAACCUGGACAAAGCCCGGGAGAUGCUCUGCCAGUCCCUGGCCUGGAGGAAGCAGUUCCAGGUGGAUUACAUCCUGCAGUCCUGGAGGCCCCCAGCCCUCCUGGAGGAGUACUACACAGGAGGGUGGCAUUAUCAAGACAGAGAUGGGCGACCGCUCUACAUCCUUCGCCUUGGCCAGAUGGACACCAAAGGUCUGGUGAAGGCCCUGGGAGAGGAGUCGCUGCUGCGACACGUUCUGUCAAUUAAUGAGGAAGGACAAAAGAGAUGUGAGGAAAACACCAACACCUUUGGCCGCCCCAUCACGUCUUGGACGUGUCUGGUGGACUUGGAAGGGCUGAACAUGAGGCACCUCUGGAGGCCUGGGGUUAAGGCCCUGCUUCGGAUCAUCGAGGUGGUGGAGGACAACUACCCCGAGACCCUGGGCAGGCUGCUGAUAGUCAGAGCACCCCGGGUCUUUCCUGUGCUCUGGACUCUGGUCAGCCCAUUUAUCAAUGAGAACACAAGGCAGAAGUUCCUCAUUUACAGUGGGAAUAACUACCAGGGUCCAGGAGGGCUGGUAGACUACGUGGACAAAGAGGUGAUCCCAGACUUCCUGGGAGGAGACUGCAUGUGCACUGUCCCAGAGGGUGGCCUGGUGCCCAAGGCACUGUACCAGACAGAAGAGGAGUCAGAGAACUCGGAUCACAUCCGGCUGUGGACAGAAACCAUCUAUCAUUCUGCAAGUGUCCUCAGAGGAGCUCCACAUGAGAUAGUUGUGGAGAUCCUGGAAGAGGAAUCUGUGAUCACCUGGGACUUUGACAUCCUGAAGGGAGAUGUGGUGUUCAGCCUCUUCCACUCCAAACGGGCUCCUGAAUCAAGUCAUAAAGAGGCCACGUUGCCCAGUGCCUCAGCUGCUGGGGACAACACACAGCUGAUUGACAAGACCUGGGUCCUGGGGGUGGAUUACAGCCGUGUGGAGUCUCCACUGGUCUGCAGGGAAGGAGAGAGCAUCCAGGGCUCUCAUGUGACUCGCUGGCCUGGCUUCUACAUCCUGCAGUGGAAGGUGCACGGCCCCCUGCCCUGUGCUGGCAGCAGCCUGCCCCGCGUGGACGACGUCCUGGCCUCUCUGCAGGUCUCCAGUCACAAGUGCAAGCUCAUCUACUACUACGAGGUGCUGGCCUCCAAGGACUUCAGGGGGUCCAUGUCCAGCCUGGAGUCUUGCAACAGCGGCUUUUCCCAGCUGAGUGGAGCCACGACCUCUUCCAGCCAGUCCCAGAGCAGCUCCCACCUCUCUAGAUAGCAGGGCCGGGGCUGCAGCAACAGGGGGGAGUCAGGGAGGGGUCCCCAGCCCCCCUUGAGCUGCUCCUGCACCCAACCAAAGAGCCUGUGGGGG
Merops nubicus (carmine bee-eater) is the source of this 2160-nucleotide messenger RNA. RefSeq names its product SEC14-like protein 5. Gene Ontology annotation, cellular component: cytoplasm. The transcript has 14 exons. The record is from RefSeq and is a predicted model, not a curated record. The annotation marks the transcript as partial. NCBI's taxonomy places the organism in Eukaryota, Metazoa, Chordata, Aves, Coraciiformes, Meropidae.